UAAAAAAAGACAGAGAGAGCAUGAAAAUGCAUCUGCUAAAUAAAUGUGAUUAAGGAAAUGCCGCGUGGGUUUCCCGUGAAUUGCUUUUAAAAGUCUCCCCCACUCCACCCCUCUUCCUUUUCUCUCUGUCUCUCUCUCUCCUUCCAUAAAACCACAUACACCAACGAACACUGUCAAACACUUUGAACUGCAAAAGUUCUUGAUUCUUUAACAGAAAGAAAGAAUUUGAGAGAGUUCAAAUUCUUGUUAGUAUAUCCAUUUUUAUAUUCAGUUACUACUAUGGCGAGCUUUAUGGAAUCAAAUUCAGAUACGUCACAACAAUUCGAUCAUCAAAGAAAGAAGCGGAGAAAACUCACUCACGAUCAAACCUCCUCAUCAAAUUCCAAUAACAAUCAAAUUAUUGCUCAAACAGCAACGAGAUGGAGAACCCAACCAGAGCAACAGAUCUACUCCUCUAAACUUCUCCAAGCUCUUCGCCGAUCUCGCCGGACCGCCUCCGCCGCCGAUGAUGCUGCUGCCGUUUCUCCUGCUGCCAAAGGUAGACAAAUCAGAGAUACUGCUGAUAAAGUUCUCGCCGUCGCUGCUAAAGGUACCACUCGAUGGAGCCGUGCCAUUUUGGCGGGAAAACUCAGGUUGAAGGUUAAAAAGGUUAAAAAAGUGAAGGUCACCGGUGAGAGGAGAAGGGAAGCGGUGAGGGAGAACAAGAGGUUGCCGGCUGUGGAUAAGAAAGUGCGUGUUUUGAGUCGGCUGGUUCCUGGUUGCCGGAAAGCCUCCUUUAGCAAUAUUUUAGAAGAAGCGAGUGACUAUAUUGCGGCUUUGGAGAUGCAGGUUAAAGCUAUGACCGCUCUCACGGAGAUUCUCGCUGCUGGCGGUGGCGGUUCGCCGGUUGACCGCGCAAGUUAAGUGAAUAGCCAGUUACAAACUUUGUUAGUUUAUAUGCCAGGUGUUAUUACAAUUUUUUUAUUUUGUUUUUUUCCUCUCAUUUUGUAUUUUCAUUUUCUUUUAUUAAAUAUUUGUUCCUUUUUUUUCUUUCUUCUUUCCCUUGAUUAUCAAUUCAUGUACCUUAAUGUAUACGGGACCCUUUUUUUUUGUU
Molecule: messenger RNA, 1093 nt
Organism: Ricinus communis (castor bean)
Lineage: Eukaryota; Viridiplantae; Streptophyta; Magnoliopsida; Malpighiales; Euphorbiaceae
Product: transcription factor bHLH149
Exons: 1
Coding region: 280-903 (207 amino acids)
Biological process (GO): regulation of DNA-templated transcription
Molecular function (GO): protein dimerization activity
Source: RefSeq, a predicted model, not a curated record